Molecule: messenger RNA, 1020 nt
Organism: Lasiosphaeria miniovina
Lineage: Eukaryota; Fungi; Ascomycota; Sordariomycetes; Sordariales; Lasiosphaeriaceae
Product: Emopamil-binding protein
Exons: 3
Coding region: 123-860 (245 amino acids)
Biological process (GO): sterol metabolic process
Cellular component (GO): membrane; endoplasmic reticulum
Molecular function (GO): cholestenol delta-isomerase activity
Source: RefSeq, a predicted model, not a curated record
CCGAGUAUAAAAGAGGACGACGACGACGACGACGAAAUAUCGCAUUGAAUCUUCGUUCAUCAAAAAGGGGCGCGUUCUAUCCAAACAAGGUACGGCAGUUACUCAAUCCCCACAGCGCAAAGAUGGCGACCUCGUCCUCGUCCCUCCCGCCCGACCUCUUCGACCAGACGACCCUCAUCUCGCUCUUCUCGACGCUCGCCAUCCUCGGCCUCGCCCUAGCCAUCUCGCGACGCGCCCUUGACACCGCCACCACCACCGGCCCCUACCGCGUGCUCUUCAUCUGGCACGCCUUCGACGCGCUGAUCCACUUCGUCCUCGAGGGCAGUUUCCUCUACCACUGCUUCUUCUCGUCGGUGCUCGCCACUGCCGCCGGUUCCAAGAGCUUUUAUCCCGACCCGCACAACUUCCUCGGCACCACGGCCCGCGUCCACGGCGCCCAGGCCGGUGGCGAUAAUCCCUUUGCCCAGCUGUGGAUGGUGUAUGCGCGCGCGGACAGAAGAUGGGCUGGUGUUGAUCUGGGCGUCGUCAGCCUCGAGCUCUUGACCGUCCUCAUCGUCGGACCCUUGGCCGUCCUCACCUGCUACGACAUUGCGAAGAAGAAUGUGGCGCGCGCCAAUAUCAUCAUGAUCGUGAUUGCCACGGCUGAGAUCUACGGCGGCUUCAUGACCUUCUGCCCCGAGUGGCUCGUUGGCAAUCUCAACCUUGACACGAGCAACUUUAUGUACUUGUGGGUCUACCUAGUCUUCUUCAACACGCUCUGGGUCUGGAUCCCGCUGUAUGCCAUCUAUGUUGCGUCGUCCGACAUCGUCGAUGCCUUCAGGGUGAGGGACGCGGCGCGCACGGUGAAGAAGACGAGGUAAAGUAGAGCUUCGCGGUUCAGGUCAAAGGGGUUGUCCUGUCCGUGUUGGAUGUCUUGAGUUCAAAAAUGAAAAAUGCCGGCUUUAAUUUCCUUGUACCAUUCCUCUCGGUAAUCUUUAUUCUAUCUGUAUAAUUGUUUAUUUCCCCGUGGCAGUGAACCUG